Nerophis lumbriciformis (worm pipefish) is the source of this 2103-nucleotide messenger RNA. NCBI's taxonomy places the organism in Eukaryota, Metazoa, Chordata, Actinopteri, Syngnathiformes, Syngnathidae. The record is from RefSeq and is a predicted model, not a curated record.
AUGGCAAAGGUAGCGGUGUCAUUCCUAUUAUUCCAUAUGCUUUAUUGGGCCAGUAGCAACACGCUCGUUUUCCAGCCGUCCUCCAUCAUUGCUACAGGACCGAGAAUCACUGCUCUUUUACUCGGAAACUUAAAAGAUGUGUCACUGAAUGUGCGCACCGUGUUUACAUCUAAUUUAACAGGAAGCAUUGAGCCUCCAUCGUGUGAACCUGAGGAAACUCAGUGGAUUGUCACAAAGCAACUGGUUGGGACGAAUGCUCUCCAAGUUAAUCUACAACUAAAUAAAAGUCUGCAUUUCUGUGGUGAAAACGAAACUGAUUGCUGUCCAGAGCCCCUGUGUGUUCUUGAGAGCCUCCAGGUAUCCGCCUGCGUGGAGAACACACCUAAGACAUCAUUACUGAUCCAGGCCAAGAUUCAUGCUCAUUUGAUAACUACCUUUCCCGGAUCUGAUAAUCAAACAGUCAUCCCAAACCAAGUGUAUGAGCCUCUGGGCUCCUGUCCUUGUGACCUCACUGCUGGAAUAUGUGAUAUCCGAUGCUGUUGUGACAAGGACUGUUCAAGUGAAGAAUUGAAGCUGUUUAAGUCUCACUGUUUCCUGGGACCCUUUGGUGGGCAACUCCCUCCUGUUCCAGACUAUCAUUGUUCUGCACAGAGAGAGGACUCUCCAGAUUGGUUUCCAUUUCUGUGUGUCAUCUCCCCACCUGAGAACAACCCAUACUUGGGGCACUUUUAUCAUGGAGACACAAUUGCAGCAAAGCCUCACCCCUCCUUCCAAAAGCCUGUUUUGUCUGCGCCGGUUUUUAACAUUUACAAACAAGGAAAUCCUAUUUUUACUUCGGAUGAUCAGUUGUUCACCAUUCCGCAGAUGGUCAAUGGACACUGUCUAAACAAUGCUCCUGUUGCCUUUUUGGAGAAUUUUAGUUUCCAAUGUGUAACCGUGCUGAGCUCUUGUCCAAAUGAUUUCCCUUUACAAACACUUCCUUCCGACUUGAGCAUUCACGUAAACAAUGGGGUAGGGGGGGAUGUCACAGUAGUUGUGACGAAUGAAGUGGUAAAGGAUUUGAAUCAUUUCCUUACAAAUGCAGCUUUUGAAUCCGAUUCAGAUAUGGAGCACGUAUGUGACAAUGUGACCUUGGCUUUGGAUUACACAUUCAUCUGGAAAGGAAACAACAUCACAAAUAUCAACCUUAGACACUCUGUUGGGAAAUUAACUUUUAAAGGAAGUGUGGAGUUAACAACAAGAUAUUCUGCUGUUUUCGUGACAAGAGAACCUGUAGGAGAAUCCAACUCAGGGAAUCCAGGUUAUCAAUUGGGAAGACCUGUCAUUGCUGGUAUUGAGAACACACAACAUAAUUUCUCUGUGCAGAGGACAUCAAUCAACCUCUGGAAACCAGUGCGCAAUGGGCUGUGUCUCACUGCUGAGAAACAACCAGUUAUGUUUGCCGAAAAUUCCACAUCAGGAUGUCAAUUAUUUGUCAGCCUACAAAACCUGACCCAGUGUGAUCUCCUCAGAGAGACUGUUGGGUCCCUGCAGGCAACCUUGGUCACAGCUACAUAUGUUGCAAAAAGUGGAAACCCAAAUUCUGAAAUCGAAGAAGACUGGGUCAAAAUACAAUUUGAAAACUCACCCAAUGCAUUAGGAGAUGACGAAGGUUCAUGCAGUGGAAUUCCAUCCCAUACCCAUAUUCACAUUUGGAGUUUUGUUGCUGAAAUGACUGAAGGAAAUGCACAAAGGAAGAUUCAAGCUAUACAAGUCCGGUCCACACUGUCGACUUGGACAUUUGACUGUGCAGGAUGUGAUGUAUGUGAAGAUCCCACAGAGGCCCAGUUGUUUCAUAUCACAUCAUCCGUUACCUUUAGUGACAUUCCUAUACAUACUGGACCACCAAAAACCAGGUUCCAGAUAAACUUCACUGAGUAUGAUUGUGAUAAAAAUGAUGUAUGCUGGCCUCAACUGGCCUUCCCUUUGACCAAAUAUUACACUGGUGAGCCACAUUCCCAGUCAUUGGCUAAAGGCCUAAUCUUAGUCUUCUUUUUCAUCGCUGCUUCAGUUCUUGGUACUCCCUGGAGGCAAAUUCGGCAGGCUUGGAAUAGUUCUCUGUAA